AGACAACACAACCACGUUCUUUCUGAAACAAAACGUGUAGCCAACAGAACAGUAGAGGAGACUGACGAAAACAGCGGUGUAGUUUCAGCCGGUUUCAACUACCAACGUGUGAUAUAGUCUCUACCCGCUGAAGGGACUGUUAUGGAGACCCAACUGAAGGAGGCGCCCGUGGUACCGGAGGUUGUGCCGGAGGUGGCGCCCGUGGUGCCGGAGGUGGCGCCCGUGGUGCUGGAGGUGGCGCCGGUGGCGCCCGUGGUGCCGGAGGUGGCGCCCGUGGUGCCGGAGGUGGCGCCGGAGGUGGUGCCCGUGGUGCCGGAGGAGGCGCCCGUGGUGCCGGAGGUGGUGCCGGAGGAGGCGCCCGUGGUGCCGGAGGAGACAUUUGUUUUUCCCACAGCUCUUCAGGAUUCCACGGAGACACAUGCUGACAGGGUUAGAUCUCUGAAUGGAACCAGCCCAGAGCUCUGGGAGGACGCAAACUCCACUGAAGCUGAAUCUCAGGAACCGGCAUCUGGGACCCAAGACAGACGCUUACAAGGACAGUUACCUGAAAGAGCAGAGGACAUGGAAGUGAUAGAGAAUGUCACACCCCUUGACCCCCCCGAGGUACUCCUGCCCUUAAGGGAUCGAGUGUCUGUUGGGCAUCAGAGUGACGAGAGCAGCUCCUCCUCAGACAGUGAUUCUUCCUCAUCUUCCUGUGUGACGCUGGCUGCUGUAUUGGGAGAUGUGGAUGAUGAUGAUGAUGAAGAAGAAGGCUUUAGGAGAGAAAAGAAACCCAUUCCCAUUAAAACAGUGGAUGAGAUCCUACCCGAGGAGUUGCCAGAAGUAGAGGAGUUGUUAGUGGUUCUGCCAGAGGAGGCGGAGCUCCUGCCGAUGGGAACAGUCACCAGCAUAAUUGAACAGCUGGUGGUCGUACAGUCGUUAAAGGACACCCCGCCCCUAAAGGACGACAGUGUUAUCUUUAACUCUGAGAGGCUGGCAGUGGGCAAGGUAUUUGAGGUUUUUGGUCCAGUCUCCAGUCCUUUCUAUGUGUUGAGGUUUAACUCAGAUCGUGACAUCAUCAACAAGGGUGUGAAGCUGAGAGACUGCCUGUUCUACGCCCCGUCUCUCACAGACUACACCCUCUACAUUCUCACAGAGCAGCUACGCAUGUUGAAAGGCUCUGAUGCAUCCUGGAAGAAUGACCAGGAGCCCCCCCCAGAGGCAUUGGACUUCAGUGAUGAUGAGGCAGAGCAGAUGAUGAAGAGGAAGAAGAAGGGGAACAUCCAGAAGAGAGAGAGAGAAAGAGGACAGAGGACUGAACAACCAGAUGGAGUUUCUGUCACAAGAUCACAGAUGUCCCAGAGGCCUUUGCACAAGAGUCGUCCCCCUCACCGUGACAACUGGGGUCCUCCCCCUCGAUAUGAAGGGGCAUCUUUCUACCCCCCGCCCCAACACUCACACCCCCAGUCCCACUAUUCCUACCCACCCCCUUAUCAGCCACAGUCCUUCCCUCUGUACCCUCCUCCUCCACCACACCUGUCCUUCCCAUGGCCCCCUCCACACUCUCAACCAUACCACUCUCUCCCCUUCUCUCACCUCCCCCCUCCCCCCCCCUCCUCCCCCACCACACUCGGGUCUGUAGCCCUUUAGUACAGACACACACAGCCGAACACUGCUGUACAUCUACAAUAUCAUCUACAGAAUUAAUGUUUGAAAACCUAUGUUAGACAGUGUUCAAAAAUGUUAUACAGGAAAAAAUACUUUCUUAUUUAGUCAAAUCUGUGACAUAAUGUAAUUAAUAUGAAAGCAAACUUGUUUUGUCUACAGCUUUACAAAUAAAUGUUCUACAGAAUGUGGUAAUGCUAAAAACCAGAUCAAAUAUUUUUUUAACAGCAGCAUUAUGGUGAUUAAGGAUUUCACCGUCUGUUAGCUUAAGGGAUGCUUAUUCAUGGAUUGUUUUCCGUAUUCAUGUCAUGAAUAAACAUGACUGUGACGUC
This is a messenger RNA of Esox lucius (northern pike), 1976 nucleotides long. RefSeq names its product nuclear assembly factor 1 homolog (S. cerevisiae) (gene naf1). The coding region runs from base 142 to 1629 and encodes 495 amino acids. Gene Ontology annotation, molecular function: RNA binding. NCBI's taxonomy places the organism in Eukaryota, Metazoa, Chordata, Actinopteri, Esociformes, Esocidae. Gene Ontology annotation, cellular component: sno(s)RNA-containing ribonucleoprotein complex. Gene Ontology annotation, biological process: box H/ACA snoRNP assembly; ribosome biogenesis; pseudouridine synthesis. The transcript has 9 exons. The record is from RefSeq and is a predicted model, not a curated record.